CCACGGCUUGUUGCUGCGGUCGGCCACACAACCUUUACCUUUAAACCGGAUCUUUCCGUGCGCUCGUUAGCCGCAUCAAGUUGGACUUCGUCGGAGUCCCUAGACGUCCGGUCGUCUGUAAGUCAGCGUCUCUCUGUUUUCUGCUAAUUCAGUAGAUAGCUUUAGUUCCUGAAGGUUAAAAGACCUAUAUCACUUCAUUCUGCAACACUAGCAAAUGUUUGCUGUAAUUUUGGUUAUCUCCAAGACCCGCUUCAGAUUUUAUGGCUCUUUGCGCACCCUGCCUUGAAUUUGCUGGAAACUGAUUUGUUACAUGAAUUGACAAAAUCUCGUACCAAAAUUUUAUUUGCAAGCAUUUGUGGAGACCCAGGUUGGUUUUUUUUUUUUGAAGGAAUAUUUCAAAACCGUAGUAGAAUUUCAUGGAUACUUUACUCAAGACUCAUAACAAGCUUGAAUUUCUACACCCAGUUCAUGGGUUUGUGGAAAAACUGAGCAAUUUAAGCCCUUCAAGGAUUCAGAACAAGGAGCUUAGAUUUGGCCCCAAGAAACCUCAUCUAAAAUGUGUUAGGAAUGGUUGUGUCAAGGCCUGCAGUAGUGCCCUUUUGGAGCUUGUUCCAGAAACCAAGAAGGAAAACCUUGAAUUUGAGCUUCCUAUGUAUGAUCCAUCAAGGGGUGUUGUGGUGGACCUUGCAGUAGUGGGAGGCGGCCCUGCAGGGCUUGCGGUUGCACAGCAAGUUUCAGAGGCAGGACUAUCAGUUUGCUCGAUUGACCCAUCUCCCAAAUUGAUUUGGCCCAAUAAUUAUGGUGUUUGGGUGGAUGAGUUUGAGGCCAUGGAUUUGCUUGAUUGUCUUGACACCACCUGGUCUGGUGCUGUUGUAUUUAUUGAUGACGGAUUAAGAAAAGAUCUCAAUAGGCCUUACGGGAGAGUUAAUAGGAAGCAUCUAAAAUCAAAAAUGAUGCAGAAAUGCAUUGUAAAUGGUGUUAAGUUUCAUCAAGCUAAGGUCAUAAAAGUUAUUCAUGAGAAAUCCAAAUCUCUGUUGAUUUGCAAUGAUGGCAUCACAGUUCAGGCUGCCAUAGUUCUUGAUGCGACUGGUUUUUCUAGAUGCCUUGUUCAGUAUGAUAAGCCCUAUAAUCCUGGUUACCAGGUGGCUUACGGGAUUUUGGCUGAGGUUGAAGAACAUCCAUUUGAUUUGGAUAAGAUGGUUUUCAUGGAUUGGAGAGAUUCACAUCUAAGCAACCGCCAGGACUUAAAAGAGAGGAAUAACAGGAUCCCCACUUUUCUGUAUGCAAUGCCCUUUUCAUCUGAGCGGAUAUUUCUUGAAGAAACUUCCCUUGUAGCUCGGCCUGGAGUACCCAUGGAAGACAUUCAAGAAAGAAUGGUGGCUCGGUUAAAGCACUUGGGUAUAAAAGUUAAGAGCAUUGAAGAGGAUGAGCGAUGUGUCAUUCCAAUGGGUGGUCCUCUUCCAGUUCUCCCUCAAAGAGUUAUUGGAAUAGGUGGUACAGCUGGCAUGGUGCACCCUUCGACUGGAUAUAUGGUAGCUAGGACUCUAGCAGCAGCUCCAAUUGUUGCAAAUUCUAUAGUUCAGAUCCUUGGUUCUAAUGGAAGCUUUUCAGGAAGUGAAUUGUCUAAAGAAGUUUGGAAAGAUUUAUGGCCCACAAAAAGGAGGCGGCAAAGGGAAUUCUUCUGUUUUGGUAUGGAUAUUCUGCUGAAGCUUGAUUUACAAGGCACAAGAAGGUUUUUUAAUGCGUUUUUUAAUCUAGAACCCCGUUAUUGGCAUGGAUUCUUGUCAUCUCGUCUUUUUCUUCCUGAGCUUCUAUUUUUUGGUCUUUCAUUGUUUUCUCAUGCGUCUAAUACGUCUAGGAUUGAGAUUAUGGCAAAGGGUACUCUUCCUCUGGUAAAAAUGAUCAACAACUUAAUACGGGAUAUGGACUAGGAUGUUAUUUGUAUUCUUUGUCCAGUAAAUGUAAUGCACCUGCAUUUAAAAGUUCAUAUUGCUUACCCUUGCUCAACAUUGUUUAUGUAAACUCAUAAAACAGCUGUUAUUUAAUUCUUACUACCUUGCUUUC
Molecule: messenger RNA, 2064 nt
Organism: Malania oleifera
Lineage: Eukaryota; Viridiplantae; Streptophyta; Magnoliopsida; Santalales; Ximeniaceae
Product: lycopene beta cyclase, chloroplastic/chromoplastic
Exons: 1
Coding region: 417-1931 (504 amino acids)
Biological process (GO): carotenoid biosynthetic process
Molecular function (GO): oxidoreductase activity, acting on paired donors, with incorporation or reduction of molecular oxygen
Source: RefSeq, a predicted model, not a curated record